This is a messenger RNA of Scophthalmus maximus (turbot), 931 nucleotides long. RefSeq names its product cerebral dopamine neurotrophic factor (gene cdnf). The coding region runs from base 82 to 618 and encodes 178 amino acids. The transcript is spliced from 4 exons. Gene Ontology annotation, cellular component: endoplasmic reticulum. NCBI's taxonomy places the organism in Eukaryota, Metazoa, Chordata, Actinopteri, Pleuronectiformes, Scophthalmidae. Gene Ontology annotation, biological process: dopaminergic neuron differentiation; neuron projection development. The record is from RefSeq and is a predicted model, not a curated record.
GGUGACGCGUGUCCCGGGGUCCCGCCCCACACGGGGCUGCAGCAGUAGACCCCAGCUGCUGGCCCGGGACCGUCGAGGCUCAUGAUACCGACCGACGGCACCAUGUCGGUGCUGUCCGUUGCCAUUCUCCUGCUUUUCAGAGCAGCUACUUUCUCUGCCGCAGGCAACUGUGAAGUGUGCGUGGUCUUUCUCCACAGACUGUACGGCAGCCUGAACUCGGCCCACACGGAGCUCAGCCCCGUCCUGGUGGAGGAGGAGCUGGUCCGGGCCUGCACCGUGGCCCAGGGCAAGGAGGCGAGGCUGUGUUACUACCUGGGAGCCAGCAGUGAUGCAGCAACCCGCGUCACGGCAUCCGUCUCCCGACCUCUGGCCUCCCACGUCCCCGUUGAGAAGAUCUGUCAGCGGCUCGGCAGCGGGGACACACAGAUCUGUCAGCUCAGAUACGAGCCUCGGCCGAAGGAUCUGAGCAGUGACGGACUGAAGAAGAUGAGAGUUUUGGAGCUGAGGAAGAUUUUGGCCUCGUGGGGGGAGGAGUGUCGAGGCUGCCUGGAGAAACACGAGUUCGUCAGCCUCAUCCAGGAGAAAGCACCGCUGCACGAUCACACUGUGGAACUAUGAGUCGACAACUCGCCCGCGAAGCAGAAAGUCAAUAUGGCGGCGUGUCCUUUUAUCUUGAUUCUUUUGUCUUGACACAACUAGGACAUUGUGACUCAUCUCUCCUCAACCCAACGAGUUGUGGCUCAUCUGCAGAUGGUUCACGGCCCCUCUGACAAAGACAGCUCCUUCCUUCAAUCCAAAGGCCACUGUGCUAACGUUAGUAGAUUGAUAUGGUCUUUAACCUUGAAAUCUCAUGUUUAUCCUUGACAUUUGAACUUUAUUCUCAAUAUGCACAAUGUGUUUAUUCUCAACAUAAACCGAUAUGUGAACCGUC